This is a messenger RNA of Orbicella faveolata, 1343 nucleotides long. Its product is annotated as mediator of RNA polymerase II transcription subunit 10-like. Gene Ontology annotation, cellular component: mediator complex. Gene Ontology annotation, biological process: regulation of transcription by RNA polymerase II. Lineage: Eukaryota; Metazoa; Cnidaria; Anthozoa; Scleractinia; Merulinidae. The record is from RefSeq and is a predicted model, not a curated record. Gene Ontology annotation, molecular function: transcription coregulator activity.
ACGGAAUUAUAUUGAUGUACUUUAUACUGUGAAGCAAACCGUGAAAGCCUAUAUAAAAUCUGUGCUAGUUAUGUCGUGGUAGUAUAGGCCUUAAAAAGUCAUUUUCAGUAGUUUUACUGUUGUUGAUAGCUUAUUCAAAUGUAACACCGCACGGGCUAUACUUGGCAUGGUAGAACACAUUAUUUGGGGUACAAUUUGGUAUAAGCUUACUAAAUAAGCACGAUUAAAUUUUUUGCAGUGGCUAACAAAAUUUCACGAGCCCGUAGUGCGAGUACAAUUUGUGGUCUUUGAAAAACUUACAAGUGCUUAUUUAUUCAAAAUUGCACAAGAGUAAUCACGUGGUUACUUGUUAAUAAUGCACUUAAAAAUAUACUAGAAGUCUUUCUAGACAUUGUUUCCUUAGACAGGCUGCACUCUGCUUGGUAUUCCAAAUAUCUUCAAAAAUUUCCAAAAAUGUUUACAAAAAUUUCGUCAAAGUUUGAAAGUCUUCAGCAAGUUUCAGGUGAACUUCAGAAAUCCUUGGAAAGGUUCAGGUCCAGGGUGUUCAAAUCUUCAAAAAUGAUUGGCCAGGUGAUAUUCAUUGCUCUUCAAAAGGGUUCAGGUAAUCUUUGGAAGUACUCAGAUAAUGUCAAAUUACCUUUGGUUAUCUUCAGAAGGCUUUGGUUGAACUUUAACCACCCUCAAAAUACCUUGGAUAACUGUUGGCUGUCAUAUCAGAUGUCUUCAUAUUAACCUCAGAUAUAUUUGUAGUAAUUUGCACUGUUGUUACAAAUUUGCACAGGCCUAUGUUUCAAAUUUGCACUUGUGUUACUAGAAAACUGGACUACUUUUUAUCCAGUGAGAAUCAAGUAAUUAUAAUUUCAGGUGUAUUAUUAAUCAUGAAACACAGCUAGAUCUGUUACAAAAGUAGUGAUUCAGGGCUAUGCACAGCAUCACUUUUAUACAUUUCUCAUGUGAAAAAAACCACAUCUUUGUUUUUCUCAGAAACUCAAUGAUAGACAACAUGAGAGAAAUUGAGAAGUGUAAAGCACAUGUUCAAGAUGUGGAGGUUCCCUUAGAAGUAUUUGAGUACAUAGAUCAGGGAAGAAACCCUCAGUUAUAUACAAAAGACUGCAUUGAGAAGGCACUUGAAAAAAAUCAGCAAGUAAAUGGAAAAAUAGAUGCUUACAAGAAUUUCAAGUCACUCUUGGUGGAAGAACUGUCAAAACAUUUUCCCAAGGAAAUCGACGAAUAUCAGAAGAUCAAAGAAAGGCAGUUAAAGACGUAAUAGAAAAUAAGAUUUUAUUUUUGUCAGAAAGUAGUUGUAAUUUGUAAAUAUGUAAAUAAAAGGCCUAUGAAUCAGA